AUGCCCGCCCGCUACGAAAGCCCCCCCGCCAGCCCGGAACCCCUGGCCCGGCCCCUGACCUUCCCCUUCUCCGGCAAGACGGCCAAGAACCGCCUCCUCAAGAGCGCCAUGGCCGAGUCUCUCGCGACCUGGAGCGCCACAGAGCCCUCAAAGAGAGGUAUCCCCACGCCAGAAGUUGUCGAAGUCUACCGCCGAUGGGGUCAAGGACCAGACAACUUUGGCAUCAUCUCCACAGGCAACAUCACAAUCGAAUUCGAGGACGUGAGCACCCUCGGCGAUAUGAUCAUCACCCCCGAAUGCGCUCCCGAAGAAGGCGACGCCCGCUUUGAGGGCUUCAAGGCCAUCGCCGCCGCAGGCAAGGCCGACGGCAGCCUCAUGGUCGGACAGGUCAACCACCCCGGGCGCCAGGUGCAGAAGAAGAUUCAGCCGAACCCCGUCUCCGCGUCCGCCGUUCACUUGGUACCAAAGAUGGGCAUGGAAUUUGCCACGCCCCGCGAAGCCACCAAACAAGACAUUGUCCGCUUCAUUGACGGCUUCGCCCACGCGGCAGCCUACCUCGAGAAAGCAGGCUUCGACGGCGUCCAGCUGCACGCCGCGCACGGGUACCUCCUCGCGCAAUUCCUCUCGCGCACGACGAACCGCCGCACCGACGAGUACGGCCCGCAGACGCUCGAGAACCGCACCCGGUUGAUUGCGGAUAUCGGGAGGGCCGUGAGACAGCGGACGUCGCCGGGGUUCAUCCUCGCUGCCAAAAUCAACAGCGUCGAGUUCCAGGAGGGCGGGGUGACGACUGACGAGGCGAGGGAGAUGAGUUCCCUGCUCUCCGGGCUUGGAUUUGACUUUUUGGAGAUUUCGGGGGGAACGUAUGAGGCUAUGGGUAUGAGCUGGGAGAAGGAGAGCACACGCAAGCGGGAGGGCUUCUUCCUCGAGUUUGCGGAUACGGUUGUCAAGGGACUCGGCGAGGACGCGGCGGCGCGCAAGACCAAGGCGUACAUUGUCGGCGGGAUGAGGACGGUCGGCGCGAUGGUGAAGGCGCUCGAGGUCGUUGACGGGGUCGGGCUGGGACGUCCCGGCGCGCAGGAGUUCCGAUUGGGAUCGGAGUUGAUAUCGGGGAGGGUGCAGGGCGCCGUGCAGCCUGUUGAGAUGAUUGAGAAGGAUAUCGGGAUGGGGUUGACGACGGCGGCGGCGCAGAUUCAUCAGGUUGGGCGGGGUGAGGAGCCGUUUGACGCGAGUGAUGAGGGCGCGGUGGGGAGGUUUGCGCAGGACAUGCAGGCUUGGUAUGGGGAUUUGAUUGCUGACGGGGAUAAGUUGGAGCAUUUUGGCGCUGUCAAAUAUUCUGGCGAGACUGUGCCCUAUGGGGAGACCUCCAAGGCGUAG
Messenger RNA from Colletotrichum fioriniae, 1377 nucleotides. RefSeq lists its product as uncharacterized. Lineage: Eukaryota; Fungi; Ascomycota; Sordariomycetes; Glomerellales; Glomerellaceae. Gene Ontology annotation, molecular function: oxidoreductase activity; FMN binding. The record is from RefSeq and is a predicted model, not a curated record.